AUGCCCCGGUAUCUGUUUUCUUCUGCGGUGCUGCCUAUCCUUUGCGUGUUGUUGAUAUGCUUUGGCAGUACGGCUGUGCACGCUGAGGGGAACAAACCAAAGGAAGUGCAAAUACCGGACCCUGUUGAUCUUUUUGUGCCGAGCCAAACGAUUGUGGAAACACAAGGCCAAAGUCAAAUAAGGGAUUCCUUUGUAUCACCGUCCCUCGCCAGUGCUGGUGGAGUGUUGGUUGCACUUGCCGCGGGUAACAUCAACUUUAAAUACUCCAAGGAGGAUCGUAUUUCAGUCGAUUAUGCUGAUGUUCUGGCGGCGUACUUUGACUCUGCGGAGAACUGGUCGUCUUUUGUCGCUAAGGUCCGUGCAAACGAAUGGAAGGCGUACAGCAUCUUUAACACGACCACGCAAGAGGAGCAUAACGACCGUGUGAGAUACGCGGUCCGACCCACAACAGUUGCAAAGGGCAACAAGGUUUUUCUACUUGUGGGGGGCUAUCAUCAGAAGUAUGAUCCUUCAUCGAAGAAGUGGACUGCAUCCUCACAGGGUCUUGAUUUGCUCGUGGGUGAGUCCACGCAAGAUAAACUCAUCCAAUGGGGCGAACCCACCUCAUUUGCACCACAGAUCGAGCCAUCUGCUACACAACGUGGCCUGGACCGGUUUGUUGGUGGUGGUGGCUCAGGCGUUGUGAUGGAGGAUGGCACGCUUGUGUUUCCUGUGACGGCGAGGAGGACAGGAGACAACGAAGCUGUGUCUAUGAUCAUUUAUUCGAAGGACGACGGCAAAAAUUGGUUGCUUCCACUUGGGAUGCUCCCCGUGGGGUGCACUGACCCCCUCAUCGUCGAAUGGGAGCAGGGGCAGCUUGUCAUGGUUGCCCAAUGCAAUUCUUUCUUAAGGGCGUUCGAGUCGAGGGACAUGGGGGCAAUGUGGAGGGAGACUGUCAGGACACUCACACGCGUGCAUCCCAGGUUGUUACCAGACUCUUUGCGAACAGCUGAGAGAGUGGGGUCCAUCACCACUGCGACCAUUGCUGGAAAGAAGGUCAUGCUGUACACUCAGCAAGAGAUUCCCCCUGGGGGCACGUUGCAAGCCACCGUGUCUCACCUUUGGCUCACUGACAACAACCACACGUUUCACGUCGGGCCCAUUUCCAUGGAAACUGUCACGACACCGACGUCUGGCAACACCCUGCUCUAUUCGAAAAAUGCGUUGUACUUUUUACAAGAGAGGGGCUCUUUCAGGGCAAGCAGCCUGGCUCUUGCUCCCCUAACGGAGCAGCUGAAGACGAUUACGUCCAUCUUGGAGACUUGGGCAAAAAUGGACUCCUUCCUCUCCAAGUCGUCGGUGCCCACGGCCGGUCUGAUUGGAUUCUUGUCGGAUGCAUCGGGUGAAGGAACUUGGAACGACGCGUACCAUUGCGUGGAUGCAAUUGUGACGAAUGCAAAGAAGGUCGAAAAUGGCUUUAAGU
This is a messenger RNA of Trypanosoma rangeli, 1462 nucleotides long. Its product is annotated as group II trans-sialidase superfamily. Gene Ontology annotation, molecular function: exo-alpha-sialidase activity. Gene Ontology annotation, biological process: oligosaccharide catabolic process; ganglioside catabolic process. The annotation marks the transcript as partial. The record is from RefSeq and is a predicted model, not a curated record. The transcript has a single exon. NCBI's taxonomy places the organism in Eukaryota, Euglenozoa, Kinetoplastea, Trypanosomatida, Trypanosomatidae. Gene Ontology annotation, cellular component: membrane; intracellular membrane-bounded organelle; cytoplasm.